Messenger RNA from Penicillium subrubescens, 942 nucleotides. Its product is annotated as NAD-dependent epimerase/dehydratase family protein. Bases 1 to 942 code for a protein of 313 amino acids. The transcript has a single exon. The record is from RefSeq and is a predicted model, not a curated record. NCBI's taxonomy places the organism in Eukaryota, Fungi, Ascomycota, Eurotiomycetes, Eurotiales, Aspergillaceae.
AUGGGCCGCAUCGUGGUGACAGGCGGCUCUGGCAAAGUUGGCGGAACCGUCAUUGCCGUACUUCUCGAAGCCGGACACACAAUCCUGAACUUGGAUCUAAUGCCAAUGACCCAUCCCGCCGUACACACGCUUAAAACCGACCUCACCGAUAGCGGACAAGUCUUUAACGCGCUCUCCGGCCAAUGGUCCCUCACCGAACCCUUCCCCGAGGGUCUACCACCUCGUCCAGACGCCGUGAUCCAUCUCGCAGGCUACGCACGGAACAUGCAAGUACCAGACAACGAGACAUUUCGGGCCAAUACGCAGGGCACGUACAACAUCAUCGACGCCGCCUGCAAAUUAGGAGUUCGAAAGGUAAUCAUCGCCAGCAGCAUCACCGUAUACGGGAUCUCUUUCGCCCAGGGCGUCGUCGAUUACCCUUCUUUUCCGAUCGACGAGGACCAAGACGUUAAUCCGACGGAUGCAUAUGCGAUUGCGAAACUCUGCAAUGAGCGUAUCGCUCGUGGGUUUGCGACUCGUUACGGUACGGAUAUCUACAGUCUGCGCAUUGGACGCGUCAUCGGGCCGGACGAGUACAACCAGGAUAUCUUCUACAGCUACGUACAUGAGCCGAGUCAGUGGAAAGUGCAUGGCUGGUCGUAUACUGAUGUCCGUGAUCUGGGUGGGAUGUGUGAGGCUGCGUUGCGGACGAAUGGGUUGGGCUUUCAGGUUUUCAAUGCCACGAAUGAUACGAUGACGAAUCUGAUGCAUACGGAGGAAUUCUUGCGCGAGCAUUAUCCGCAGACACCGAUUACCCGUGGAAUGGAUAAAUUUGAGGCGCCGUUGAGCAAUGCGAAGAUUAAGCGGUUGUUGGGGUUCCAGGAGAAACAUCCGUGGCGUAAGUAUUUUACGCUUUGGGAUAAGAAACCGGUGGUGAGGGGGGAGAAUGGGGAUGUUUCGUGA